This is a messenger RNA of Acromyrmex echinatior (Panamanian leafcutter ant), 432 nucleotides long. RefSeq lists its product as uncharacterized. Lineage: Eukaryota; Metazoa; Arthropoda; Insecta; Hymenoptera; Formicidae. The record is from RefSeq and is a predicted model, not a curated record.
AUGGAGCGUUCGCUUGAACAACGAUACGCCAUCAAGUUUUGCGUGCGACUUGGAAAGAAUGCAACCGAAACAUUCCAGAUGCUUCAAGAGGCCUUCAAGGACGACUGUAUUUCAAGGUCACAGUCCGGGAGAUGGCACAAGGCGUUCAAGGAGGGCCGGGAGGAGGUCGCCGACGAACCCCGUUCUGGACGCCCAACAACGGCCAGAACCGACGAAAACGUGAAUCGUGUGUACGAAGUUUUGCGUUCCGACCGUCGAUUGAACAUCCAGUACAUCGCUGACACCCUAAACAUGUCCACAUUUGCGGUACAUGGGAUAGUGACGAAGAAUCUGCAAAUACGCAAGGUCUGCGCGAAGCUUGUGCCGAAAGUGUUGACGGAAGACCAGAAAGAACCUCGAAUUUCGCGCUGUCAAGAAUUUGAUUCAAAAUGA